AUGGGUUUACCGCCUAUAACCAAAGAUACGGAUAAAAAUGAUAAUCAGAAUAUUUGUUUAAUAUCAGAAGAUCGUAAAUAUAAAACAUCAACAUUUUCAAACGAGGGUAGUUUUUGUUCGCUGAAUUCAAAUACAAUGACUCAACAAGAACCGAAGUUAACGGCAGCGAUGACUCAUUCUGCUCAGCUGAGUAAACCGUCGGCCAUACCUACUACUAUCGUAAACCGGUCCGAUAAGAGCGUGAGACACACGGCGUACUUAGGUGAAAACAACACAAUGAUGUCAAACACAAAAACGAUCGCAGAAAUUGUUCGAGAAGGAAAAUGGAAUAAACAGAAACAGGAUGAUGAAUGGAUUCGAGUACAAAGGAAAAGAACUCGAAAUCGUUUUAUGGGACACAGAGGAAAGGCUAUUUUAGAACCAGGAAAUAAAUUUAAAGCGGCGGAAAUUAAAAUUCCAAUUUAUAUUUAUAAUGUGUCAAAGGAAGUGUCAGUGUGUGAUAUUCAUGCUUACAUUAAAACAAAGACGACCCUUGAUGUUGACAUAGAAAAAAUUACUAUGAAAAUAAAAAAAGACUAUGAAUCCUACAAAAUUUUUAUACCUAAACAUAAAUUAGAAUUGUUUAUGUCAGAUGAAUUUUGGCCGGAAGGAGUGGCUUAUAGGCGAUUUUUUGACUUUAAGCAACGUGUGAAUGGCAACGCUUACAAGAAUACCGAGAAUAAUCAAAAAGCAAUAUGA
Molecule: messenger RNA, 738 nt
Organism: Danaus chrysippus (African queen)
Lineage: Eukaryota; Metazoa; Arthropoda; Insecta; Lepidoptera; Nymphalidae
Source: the annotation of a GenBank genome assembly